AUGGUUGCCUUCGAUUAUAUCAGCGUGUUUGAUAGUUGCCCCAUGAGUCUUAGGGAUAUUCGGACCGUGCAGAGCGAGGAAUGCGGAUCAGUUAGAUGGGCACUUUGGUCAUUUGUGCUUGGUACUCGCCAGGUGUCGGACACGCACAGGGUUCGGCUCAGAUUCCAAAGUGGAAUUUGGGUCGAGUCCUGUCACAAGUUCUCUGCUAAGUUACCACAUUCUGCUUAUAAGGAGUAUUGGCUUGAUUUUCAUAAAACCAUAUGCGAUAUUGACAAUAAGGAUGAGUUUGAUGCAAAGUGGAAUAUUGUGGUUACAAAGUCUGGUUUGAUUGACCAUCCAUGGCUAAGUUUAGUGCUUGAUUUAAGGGAAUCUUGGGUUCCAGCCUACGUAUAA
Prunus armeniaca (apricot) is the source of this 393-nucleotide messenger RNA. Lineage: Eukaryota; Viridiplantae; Streptophyta; Magnoliopsida; Rosales; Rosaceae. The record is from the annotation of a GenBank genome assembly.